CUGGUCCGAGGGAACUUAUUUAGAAAGACUAUAUAAAUACGAAUCUCGGUCAGAUCCCUUCGUCUUCUGUUCCUCCUAUUCUUCCCGCUAGGGCUUCCACGAUUCUAGGGUUUGCUCUUGGGUUGGUGAUCCAGUAGGAAGAAUGGUCAGGGGAUCUCUCGGAAAGUUCGUAUCCCGGUCCCUCUCGCUCGCCGGCAGAUGGCAGCAGCAACAGCUGCGGCGCCUCAACGUCCACGAAUACCAGGGUGCUGAAUUGAUGUCAAAAUAUGGAAUAAAUGUACCAAGGGGAGUUGCUGUUGGGUCUGUUGAGGAGGUGAAGAAGGCCAUCAAAGAUGUUUUCCCUAACGAAAAGGAGGCGGUAGUGAAAAGCCAAAUUCUUGCUGGUGGCCGAGGCUUGGGAACCUUCAAGAGUGGACUUAAGGGUGGAGUGCAUAUUGUUAAGGCUGAAGAGGUGGAAGAUAUGGCUGGUAAAAUGCUCGGCCAGAUUCUGGUUACCAAACAAACUGGCCCCCAAGGAAAGAUUGUGAGCAAGGUCUACUUGUGUGAGAAGCUCUCACUUGUGAAUGAGAUGUACUUCGCCAUCACCCUUGACCGUACAACAGCUGGUCCACUCAUCAUAGCUUGUAGAAAGGGUGGAACUAGUAUCGAAGAUCUUGCAGAAAAGUUUCCUGACAUGAUCAUCAAGGUUCCGGUUGAUGUUUUCAAGGGAAUCACAGAUGAAGAUGCUGCUAAAGUUGUCGAUGGUUUAGCACCUAAGGUAGCAGACAGAAAUGCUUGCAUAGAACAAGUGAAGAAGCUUUACAAACUCUUUUGUGAAUGUGAUUGCACAUUGUUGGAGAUAAAUCCAAUUGCCGAGACAUCUGAUAACCAGCUGGUAGCAGCUGAUGCGAAGUUGAACUUUGACGAUAAUGCUGCUUUCCGUCAGAAAGAGAUAUUUGCUCUCCGUGAUGCAUCCCAGGAAGAUCCUAGAGAGGUUGCUGCUGCCAAAGCAGAUUUGAACUAUAUUGGAUUGGAUGGAGAAAUUGGAUGUAUGGUUAAUGGUGCGGGACUGGCUAUGGCUACAAUGGAUAUAAUAAAAUUGCAUGGUGGUACUCCUGCCAAUUUUCUUGAUGUUGGUGGAAAUGCAUCAGAAGGCCAGGUGGUGGAAGCAUUCAAAAUAUUAACAUCAGAUGACAAAGUGAAGGCGAUUUUGGUCAACAUAUUUGGUGGAAUCAUGAAAUGUGAUGUGAUAGCAAGUGGAAUUGUUAAUGCAGCCAAACAGGUUUCGCUGAAAGUACCUGUGGUUGUUCGUUUGGAAGGCACCAACGUUGAUCAGGGGAAGAGAAUUCUCAAGGAGAGUGGGAUGACCUUGAUCACGGCAGAAGAUUUGGAUGAUGCUGCAGAGAAAGCUGUACAAGCCGCUUCAAGCUAAGAAUUAUUAAGACCAAUAUAAUUUCUGGUUUUUUGAUAAAAAAAGAAACCCGGUGCUCUGAUGAUUAGGUAGGAGCACUCACUACAUUUUUGGGAAAUGUUCUGUCGAGAAUUUUCACGGGUCGUCUCGAUGCCGACUUUUUGAAAUAAAGUGGUUUGGUUCUAGGAAUUUUCAAAGCUGACCGAUAGGGGAGUUCUUGGGGGCCAUGGCUAGCUCAGUAUGUUGUGUCUUUUCAACGUUAUCGGUCAUGCAACCUCUAUUCUUGUCCAAAUAAUUAUUUUUUCUUCAAUUAAAGAAAUGAGGUGAAAGACAUUGGCACAA
Messenger RNA from Elaeis guineensis (African oil palm), 1732 nucleotides. RefSeq names its product succinate--CoA ligase [ADP-forming] subunit beta, mitochondrial. NCBI's taxonomy places the organism in Eukaryota, Viridiplantae, Streptophyta, Magnoliopsida, Arecales, Arecaceae. Gene Ontology annotation, biological process: succinyl-CoA metabolic process; tricarboxylic acid cycle. The record is from RefSeq and is a predicted model, not a curated record. Gene Ontology annotation, molecular function: metal ion binding; ATP binding; succinate-CoA ligase (ADP-forming) activity. Gene Ontology annotation, cellular component: succinate-CoA ligase complex; mitochondrion.